AUGAAAACCAUCUGUCGAAGCAAUCCCGACCCCACGUCAUGCGCCAAUAAACCGCGGAUCGUGCGAAUGGACCUCGAUGAGAAAGCGGAGUCCUAUUUCCUCCGAGCUGUCUACGAGGCCUGCCAAUGCUACACUGACCCCGUCGACCUCUGCACUGCCAUUAAGCAGUGCCUCGAUCAGAAGUUCGGUCAAAUGUGGCACGUUGUCGUAGGCCCAGAAUUUGGAAGUGAUCAUUCGUCUAAGCCUCGAUUCCUCCGAAAAUCCCUGGAUGAAAAUGUGGAGGCCGACUUCCUCUACUAUGUGCGCCAGGUGUACCAUAAUUACGACGAUCCAGAGGACAUGUGCACAGCGUUAAGGACGCGUCUUGAGGACGAAUUUGGUCCCACUUGGCAUGUUAUCAUCGGCGACUACUUCGGAAGCCACUUCGAGCAUGAUCCACAGGGUUUCUGCUACAUCACCUACCAAGGCCUCUCGUUCCUUAUGUUCAAAUUCGGCUAA
Molecule: messenger RNA, 498 nt
Organism: Echinococcus granulosus
Lineage: Eukaryota; Metazoa; Platyhelminthes; Cestoda; Cyclophyllidea; Taeniidae
Product: Dynein light chain 1, cytoplasmic
Exons: 3
Coding region: 1-498 (165 amino acids)
Biological process (GO): microtubule-based process
Cellular component (GO): dynein complex
Molecular function (GO): dynein light intermediate chain binding; dynein intermediate chain binding
Source: RefSeq, a predicted model, not a curated record